AUAAUAAUCAAUUUAUCAUCGUGGACAAGAUGUUCAGUUGAUCAUCUAUAAAUAAGAGGUUUGAGUUGGUCGCCAGCACAAAUCGAAGCCUUCUCUUCCAAAAGGCGUUUGCCAAGUUACUAUAGGGUAAACGCGAUACAUAAUAAAGUGAGCAGUAUCAUGAGGUUUCUCAUUAUUUUGCCACUCGCUUUUGCGAUUGCGGCUGGCCAAGGAUUUCUAGGGGGCCUUGGAGGCUUGGCUGGUGGUCUCGCAGGUGGCGUAAGUCAAGGCGUUCAGCGUUUAUCUAGCGUUGCGAAAAUACCAAACGUUGCCAAUCUCCCACUCCCGGGCACGAUUAGCAAUUUUGCUGAUUUUGUUGCUAAAACUGGAAAGAAAUAUGCAUCAAGGGCCGAACAAACGCUGCGCGAGGGCAUUUUCAAAGCAAAUCAAGUUCUGGCUGAUAAACAUAAUGAGCUAUUCAAGGCUGGCAAAAGCACUUUCGAGAUGGGGGUGAAUUUCUUGUCGGAUUUGAAACCAGAAGAAUUUCUGUCAGGUUUGACUGGCCGCAAGAAGAAUCCCAAGGGAGAGUCUAAGGUAAAGAAUAGAAAAUCAGCAGCACCACCCUCAGUUGCAGUUCCAGAUUCAUUCGAUUGGCGCGAAAAGGGUGGAGUAACCCCAGUUAAAUUUCAAGGCCUUGAAUGUGGUGCUUGCUGGUCUUUUGCUGUCACCGGUUCUAUUGAAGGACAUGUUUUCCGCAAAACAGGCCAACUCAUUAACUUGUCAGAGCAGAAUUUGGUUGACUGUUCCACUGAUUACGGAAACACUGGUUGUGAUGGUGGUUACCACGACUACGGUUACGAGUAUGUUAUUGAAAAUCAAGGAAUCAGCAAAGCUGAACCUUACCCUUACCUCGAGAAACAAGAAAAAUGUCAGUACAAGGAAACUGAGCGAGGAACCAUGAUUAAGGGUUAUGUCGCACUUCCGCCUGGUAAUGAGACUUUAAUUAAAGAAGUUGUCGCGACAUUAGGACCAGUGGCUGCUUCAGUGAAUGCUGGACCAGAUUCCUUCCAAUUGUAUAAGGGAGGAAUUUAUGAUGAUCAGGAGUGUAACAAAGAUGAAGUGAAUCAUGAGAUCCUGAUCGUGGGCUACGGCUCGGAAAAUGGUAAGGACUACUGGAUUAUUAAGAAUUCAUGGACAGACAAAUGGGGCGAAAAGGGUUAUAUGAAAUUACCACGUAACGCCAAUAGCUUCUGUGGUAUUGCUUCUGAAGGCAGUUAUCCUGUUGUUUGAGUAUUAAUGCACUGUAUUUCUGUAUUUUAAAAGAGUAUUUGUUAACGUGAAGAAGUUUAAUAAAGAAAUUAAGAUUGAAA
Messenger RNA from Hermetia illucens (black soldier fly), 1349 nucleotides. Its product is annotated as procathepsin L-like. The record is from RefSeq and is a predicted model, not a curated record. Gene Ontology annotation, molecular function: cysteine-type endopeptidase activity. Lineage: Eukaryota; Metazoa; Arthropoda; Insecta; Diptera; Stratiomyidae. Gene Ontology annotation, cellular component: lysosome. The transcript has 5 exons. The coding region runs from base 160 to 1269 and encodes 369 amino acids.